Molecule: messenger RNA, 4732 nt
Organism: Oreochromis niloticus (Nile tilapia)
Lineage: Eukaryota; Metazoa; Chordata; Actinopteri; Cichliformes; Cichlidae
Gene: mctp1a
Product: multiple C2 domains, transmembrane 1a
Exons: 18
Coding region: 37-2430 (797 amino acids)
Biological process (GO): regulation of neurotransmitter secretion
Cellular component (GO): synaptic vesicle membrane
Molecular function (GO): calcium ion binding
Source: RefSeq, a predicted model, not a curated record
AGUGUGCUCAGGCUGGCUGGCUGCUGCACAGGCACAAUGGAGCAAAAAUCACCGAAACACGAGAGCACAGCCAAGGGGCAAGAGUCCUUGUCCUACCAGCGGAGAAUGUGGAAGAAUUUCCAGGAAAAAACCAAGCCGUGGCUGAGUCCGAAACUGGGAUCAGAGCGUCGUGGUGCCGGGGGCGCGGAGGGCAGCAAGAAGGAAUCGGGGCUGUGGAUGUUUAAGAGAAAAAAGAAACAGCUGGACCGGGUAUUUUCGUCGUCGCAGCCGAACCUAUGCUGCUCUACCCCGGCACCUUUUGAGGGAGACAAGCCUCUCGGAAGCGAUGCGGUUCCUGGGACCAGCAGCGGCGGACAGCCUCUGCUACAGCCUCUUGGCACGGCUUCUGGGGCCACGGGGAGCAAACCAGAGCUCACGGCGCGCGGAAGCCCAAAACUCCCGACGUCCCAGCUGAUGGUGUACCAGCAGAAGAGCUCCUCUCUCGGCUCAGCGUGCUUCGAGAAGCUGGUGGUGAACCCGGCCGCUGUGACGGGAGAGGAGGAGCAGCUGCGUAAAAACGCAAGUGAUUCUGGCAUCAAUAUUGUGGGGCCCAGUAAUGUAGAGCCCCCGCCUCAGCCUCCUCCUCCAGCCAUGUACCAGCUGGAUAUUGUCCUAAAGAAAGGGAAAAACCUGGCCAUCCGAGAUCGAACAGGGACCAGUGAUCCAUACGUGAAGUUUAAGAUUGCAGGGAAGGAAGUGUUUAGAAGCAAGACCAUCCAUAAGAACCUCAACCCAGUGUGGGAUGAGAGAGUUAGCCUUCUGGUGGAAACCCUGAGGGACCCACUUUAUGUCAAGGUCUUUGACUAUGACUUUGGACUUCAGGAUGAUUUCAUGGGCUCAGCAUACCUCUAUCUGGAGUCACUGGAACAUCAGAGGGCACUGGACGUGACGCUGGACCUGAAGGACCCACAGUACCCUGAACAUAACCUGGGCAGCCUGGAACUAUCCAUUACUCUGACACCAAAGGAGGGAGACGUGAGGGAUGCUACCAUGCUUUUGAGAAGGAACUGGAAACGAUCUAGUAAGUAUCAGAGUAUGCGUCUGUCAGAUGUACACCGAAAAGCCCAGUUAUGGCGAGGUAUAGUCAGCAUCAGUCUCAUAGAGGGCCGUGGCCUGCAGCCAAUGGAUGCCAAUGGUCUCAGUGACCCUUACGUCAAAUUCAGGAUGGGUCACCAAAAGUACAAGAGUAAGACAAUUUCAAAAACGCUGAACCCUCAGUGGAGAGAACAGUUUGAUUUCCACUUGUAUGAUGAGCAGGGAGGCUUUGUGGACAUUACAGUCUGGGACAAAGAUGCUGGCAAGAAGGACGACUUCAUGGGACGGUGUACCAUUGACCUGUCGCUUCUUAGUAAAGAGCAUACGCACAAAUUGGACCUGGCACUGGAAGAAGGUGAAGGUGUUCUGGUGCUGCUGGUUACACUCACUGCUUCUGCUGCUGUUUCCAUCUCAGACCUGUCAGUCAACAUGUUGGAUGACCCGCACGAGCGGCACCAGAUCAAGCAGAGAUAUAGCCUCUGGAGGUCAUUCCACAACCUGAAAGAUGUCGGCGUGGUCCAAGUUAAGGUCAUCAGGGCGGAGGGCUUAAUGGCAGCAGAUGUCACAGGUAAGAGCGACCCAUUCUGUGUAGUGGAGCUGAGUAACGAUCGGCUGCAGACUCACACCGUCUACAAAAACCUGAACCCAGAGUGGAACAAGGUCUUCACUUUUAAUGUGAAGGACAUCCACUCGGUACUUGAGGUCACCGUUUACGAUGAGGACAGAGACAGAAGUGCAGACUUCCUGGGAAAAGUGGCUAUUCCUUUACUAAAUAUCCAAAAUGGAGAAUGCAAAGCCUACGCCUUGAAAAGCAAGGAGCUGACAGGGCCAACAAAAGGGGUCAUCUUUCUCGAAAUAGACGUGAUUUUUAAUGCUGUGAAGGCUGGUCUCAGGACGCUGAUUCCUAUUGAGCAAAAGUAUAUCGAGGAGGAGCCUCGAGUGUCCAAGCAGUUGCUUUUGCGCAACUUCACCCGAGUUAGACGCUGCAUCAUGGUCCUGAUCAACACGGGCUGCUACAUAAACAGCUGCUUCGAAUGGGACUCUCCGCAGAGGAGCAUCUGUGCCUUUGUGCUUUUUGUCGUCGUCGUUUGGAACUUUGAGCUCUACAUGAUUCCUCUGGCGUUGCUUCUGCCCUUGGCCUGGAACUACAUCCUCAUUGCGUCGGGGAAGGACACCAGGCAAGAUGUGGAAGCAGUGGAGGACCUGCUGGAGGAUGAGGAUGAGGAUUUUGACAAAGAUGACAAGGUAAUUAUGUCUCGUGUCAGAGAUGCAUUCACACACACACACACACUCGCACACACACUGCCUCAGGAGGGGUUGACACUGCUUCACAGACCGGAAACACAAACAGACUAACAAAAUGACUCCAUCUUCCCCUCCCAUCUCUUCCCCCUGUUCAGAUAUUCUCACUGCCUGAGGCACAAACACAUGUUCACAGAUUGUACAACCUUUUUAACCUUUUCAAAAGUUUUCUCUUUAGGUGUGUACAUAACACAUUCCUCACCUUUUCUGCUCGGGGUUUCGCUUUGUUUUUGAUCUUUUUGACGCGCUUUGGUGCAUUAUCCCUAAAUUUCCCUUCGUAUAACAGUGUGCUAAAUUUACAGACACUGUGCUUCAGUCCUUCUUCCUGUGAACAUACACCCAUAUAAAGUGCUUAGUUAGCUAUUUAGGUCCAUUCACUGCUCCUUUAUGUCGCAGUAAAACAGCAUCUGGGCUUGUCCAGACACUAUCAGGUAACAACAGGUGGCUGCUUUACUGCCUCCGCUCGUUUGCACUGUAGGAACAGCUACUGAAACAAAUGCCACUGGAUGGGAUACAGAACCUUGUCAGUGCUCCACCUGGGAAUGGUAAUUGAAAUAGCACAGCGCUUAAUCUACCCACUGUGUUGUCUGCUUUUCUUGUGUAUCAGGUUUGAAAUGAAAGUAAUUUUCUCCUUCAGACUCUAGUGUGUUGAGGUUUCAAGCAGUGUGAAACAAGAGUGGCAUUUUAGCUUAGCUUGCACUUGGUUUUAUAGUGUGAAAAUGAAAAUGAUUUGACUUGAUGCUUGAUACUUUUCUGCCUCACACUAGAUUGUGAUGUGAUAAUAUGGAUGGUCUGGUUUGAUAAUCUUUUAAAAAAAAAUUCCAAGAAAGCUGAUGUUGGACUUGUAGGCUAAAUUUACUUAUCUAACGGCAACUUUACAACAGCCUCUGCAAAAAGGAAUGGUUAAAGAAAAAAAAAACUUUAAAAAAGAAGCAACAUUUAUCGUGUCAUUGGUCAAAUAGUCAUCCCACUAGAAAGUCAGCAAUCAAUCAGCCAGGCAGCCAGUUGAGGGAUGAGCACACAGCAAUAUGUGAGCAUUACAUCCUCUCCCACAGUGCAGAGGCAGAAGGAAGUUUCUUGGCUGUGAAGUUCCAAGGCUGAAAUGUACAGGGGGGCACUGACUGAAGAUAUGCACCAGCCAACCUUGAACCUUUUUUUCCACACUCCUUCCCUGUGUCUGUCCUCCUUAUUGCAUUUCUAACCUCCUCUCUGUGGGGUGGGAAAUAAAAAAUACAAGCAUUUGAAAAGCUGCAGAUUAUAUGAAAUACAUUUUGGACUUUCAUAUUGAAAUGAGGUGCAGAAGCAGUUUGUGCGGCCUCCGUCAGAUUUGGUGGCGAACUGAUUAUUCCAAAUAAGAAGGCCUUGCUCUGUGUUCACACAGGGCUGGGAUGCUGGAUAGCACAGCUGCCACAAAGGCUACAAUUUACCAACUCUGGCUUCAUACAUUUUGAUCUAUUGCUCCCCUCAACUGUUAGCAUUUCAUUUGAGCUGUAGGGAAGUUGAAAGGGGGGCAUUUUUCUUUUUUCUUCGCCUACAUCUCUCUCCCCUCCCACUCUCCUUCUUCCCCUUUCCACAAUCAUCCCCUUCCCUGCCUUUUUUUUCUGUUUUUUUUUUUCCUUUUGCUGUGACACACACUCUCUUCCCUUUGCUCUCCCUCCAACCUGGUUAAGUGCAGAACAAAUGGACUUUCAGGGCUUAGCAAAUUUGUCUUUCACAUUGGAUAUGAGGUCUUUUACAUUGGAUAUGAGCUGCAGCUUCAGAUCGUAUGAGUAAGUAUGAAGGACGGGUCAAAGGAGGCCUCUUUAAUGGCACAGGCCUAUAGGGGAGAGUGGGAAGAAGAGAAAGAGAGAGAGAGAGCAAAGGGAGAGGAAAAAAAGAUUAAUAAAUGUGCCAAGGCCUCAUUUUAAUUGAACUUGAAGCAUAUGUUGCAAGUAUGUACAAUCCGUCCCAGAUGUUUACUUGGGCCAUGUGCACAGCUCUUCCCAGUGCACCACAAGGCAGCUAUUAGCUGGAUAACCUUUGCUCCAGAGGGUAAAUGGGGUAUUACAUGGCCAAAAACUAGAGCACCUGUUUUUCAUUGCAUAGAGGACCCCUUGCAGGCUUUUUGCCUUGGAUUACCACAUGUGUUUUGACUUAACAGAUUGUUGGGCAGACGUGAAAAGUGUCUUUCUUGUGAGCAAGCACUGAUAUUAGUCACUUAAUCUCAAUGAAAGUCCAGCAUCUAGACUAAUUGAUGGGGACGGCUGAGUUGUUAAAGCCAAACAGCAAGCACACGAAGGGUGAAAGAAUGUUAGACAUAAACUAAUUCUUUUUGUCUUCUCCCUUCCUUCACAUUGUGUGUGUGUGUGUGUGUGUG